CAAGCAGCGGAACAGUGCAUAGGAUCUGUAUGUUGUUUGUUUCCAGUCGGCGUGUUUUUGGCAACGUACUGAUCUCGCCCGACAACAUCACAAAUCUAGGAUUAUAAGCCCGCUAGCUACAGUCAGCCACCUAGUUUCCUGAGCCAAUCCAGCUGUAGUGGCUUCCCUCACAGAUUUGGCAAUGGAGUUUGCAGAGCUAAUAAAAACACCCAGGGUAGACGGAGUUGUCCUUCACCGACCUUUCAUGCCCACCGUGGAGGGGACACUGUGUUUGACUGGCCACCAUCUGAUUCUGUCCUCCAGGCAGGACAACACGGAAGAGCUAUGGCUGCUACACUCCAACAUAGACUCCAUAGAGAAGAGGUUUGUAGGUUCUCUAGGAAGCAUUAUUGUCAAAUGCAAAGACCUGAGGGUGAUCCAGCUGGACAUACCUGGAAUGGAGGAGUGUCUAAAUAUUUGCAACUCUGUUGAGGCUCUUUCAACACUUGAUUUAGUUUCACUGAUGUACCCUUUCUUUUACCGACCCAUGUUUGAGGUCAUGGAAGAUGGCUGGAAAUCUUUCCUUCCAGAAGAUGUUUUUAAAGAUUUGGAAUCUAUGACUGAUGAGUGGAGGCUGAGUGAAGUCAACAAGGAUUUUAGCGUGUCUCCGUCAUAUCCCCCUCUGGUGGCAGUGCCUAAAGAUAUUGACGAUGAAACAUUAAGGAAACUGGCCCCUUUCCGCCACAGUGGCCGCUUCCCGGUACUUAGCUACUACCACCGAAAGAAUGGCAUGGUGAUGAUGCGAGCAGGGCAGCCUCUGACUGGAACAAACGGGCGACGAUGUAAGGAAGAUGAAAAGCUAAUCAAUGCUACCCUGCGACCAGGUAAACGUGGAUACAUUAUUGACACGCGUACUAUCAGUGUUGCUCAGCAAGCCAAAGCUCGAGGUGGAGGAUUUGAGUCUGAGGCUAAUUACCCUCAGUGGAGGAGGAUUCACAAGUCCAUUGAAAGGGCUAAUGUCCUUCAGGAGAGCCUGAUCAAGCUGGUGGAGGCGUGUAAUGAUCAGUCUCACAGCAUGGACCGUUGGUUAAGUAAACUGGAGGCUUCCAGCUGGCAGACUCAUGUCAAGGAAAUCCUCACCACUGCUUGUCUUGCUGCCCAGUGUAUUGACCGGGAGGGAGCGUCAGUACUCGUUCACGGUACAGAGGGGACAGACUCCACCCUCCAGGUGACCUCUUUGGCUCAGAUUAUUCUUGAUCCGACCUGCAGGACUAUCAGAGGGUUCCAGGGACUGGUGGAGCGAGAAUGGCUCCAGGCGGGUCAUCCAUUCCAGCAGCGCUGUGCCCAGUCAGCCUACUCCAACAACAAGCCCCGCCAGGAAGCUCCUGUCUUCCUGCUCUUCUUGGAUUGUGUUUGGCAGAUUCUUCGCCAGUUUCCCUGCUCUUUUGAAUUCACAGAGAGCUUCCUGGUGCUGCUCUUCGAACAUGCUUAUGCUUCUCAAUUUGGCACUUUCCUUGGAAACAAUGCAUCUGAGAGAGCAAAGCUGUCUCUGCCUGAGAAGACGGUGUCCCUUUGGUCCUGGGUGAAUCGGCCACAGGAACUGGAGCAUUUGACCAACCCUCUGUAUGAAGCCAACAGUCUGGUCAUUUGGCCCUCAGUGGCCCCUCAGAGCCUGCUGCUGUGGGAAGGAGUGUUCCUGCGCUGGAACCGCUCAUCCAAAUGUUUUGACGAAGCCUAUGAGGAAAUGGUUCAUAUAAUUGAGUAUAACAAGGAACUACAGAACAAAGUAAACGCUCUGCGCAGGCAGCUGGCCCAGCUGGAAACUGAAGAUCCUCUUCUUCAGACACCAUAGAGACAGAGAGGGAGGGAGGGAGAAAAGGGAGAAGAGAGAGAAUUUGUUCAUUUGCAUCUGUAUGUAUGUAUGUGUGUGUUUUAAUGAGACUGAAAGAAAGAGAAUAUAAAUACUGAAGGAAAUGAGGUCAGGAAAUAAAAAAAAAAGAAAAUAUCAGUGUUUCACGCUUCAUUAACUAAAUCAUUGCUUUUUCUAAUUUUGUUUGUGGCCAUACAACGAACCUCAAUGUAAAACAGCAAAACAUUUAGGGAGAAAAGAAAAAGCAAUUGUUUGGCAGCAGGAUCUUUUUGUAAUAGACUCAAGACUUAACAUUCCAGCUCAGUUCAAUAGAGUGGACCAUCAUGUAGUUUCACCCAAAUCAGCAUGUAGUGCCUGUUUCUUCACAAAUGUUCUCUGCUGAUGUAUACUGAGAUACAGAGGCAUGUAAUGGGAACAUACUAGAGGCAUUUUCUUCCACCUGCUACUCAAAGUAAACACUGCUAAUGUACUGCAGUAUAACUAUGGCAACAUAUGACAGAUUCAGGAGGAGGCAAGAAGGUAGCAUGUUACUUUACUGCACAUCCAGAUGAUAUAAUCAGCGUAGGAACAGGGUCAACGCCUACUGUGAUGCACAGUACGUUCGUCAGAUCAUUCCAGCUGUAGGAUGUUUGUUAUAAGCAAUGGUUCAAUUUAAAAUGUUUUUUUUUACUUGCUGCAAACCUUGUCAAAAAGCAUUAGGAAAGAGUUUUCACAAUUGCAAAUAUUUAUUUAAAUCAACCUACUGUGUUGUCAAAUAUCAAAAUGAAUAACACACUAGUAAGAAAGAAAUAGUCUAACAGUGGUACAGAGGUUUAUUUUCCUCUUAUGUGUGGCUACAAGAGCCUGGCUUUUACUAUGAUACUUGACAGUUGAUAACAGGAGUUCUUCUACUUUAUGCCACAGGAUAUUCUACAAACUGUAGUGAUAUAAUGAUGUGUUGAAAUGCAUUAAUGUUCAAAAAGCAUAUCUGUUGGUGUGAAAAAGCUUGGGCACUUUUUUUGUUUUGUUUUUGUGGUUAUUUUUCUGUAUUCUUGGAGCCAUUGUAAUGUACAACAAUAUCAAAAACACACUUGAGGUCAGGGUUGCCUUAAUGGAAACUAAAGGUUCUUUGUCCAAUGUGAAAACAUGCCAAAAGUAAAAUGUUUACUAAAGCAUUUACUCUAAACCUGAGAUGAAGAGGAGAGAACAGACAGUGUCUCUUGUGAAAGUUCAUCCUCAUGUGAGCUGAAUCCAAUAUUCCAUUUAUUUUCCUAACCAGCACUGAACUAAUCAUAGAUGUUCCAUGGUCUAGAAAUUACACACUGCCUUUGUAGGCUGUAAUUCUGGCUAAAAUUGGAGACGUGACUAAAUUUUCAUCAUCAUCAUAGUGAUAUUCAAGUACAGACUGUAGGGAAUGGUAGCUUUUUCUUUAUCCCCAACAUUUCAAGGAGGAAAUUCUAUCUGGAUCCAAAACUGGAUUAAUUGCUUGAGCUGGAGUUUCAUUUUUGCUCAAUUGCAUGUUUACCUUUAAGAAAUAUAAUAUUCGCAGUAGAGAAAACACAUCGGCUCUGUAAAAUCCUUGUUUACAUAAAACUUUAAUGUCUCUUGUGUCUCUCUAAUGUUGUGUUCACUUCCUGCAGCCAAAAAUACUCCAUAUGCAAGAAAUAAAAAACAAAAAAUGUUUUGUUGUUAUUUUGCUCUUUAUCUUUGUUGAUUUGUCAUAGAAAGAAUUCAGGUCUGUCAAUCAACUUUAAUGCCUGUAAUGUAUCACUUUGUGCAAUGCCUAACUGUGAAAUCAGAAUAAAAAAUAAAACAUA
Cynoglossus semilaevis (tongue sole) is the source of this 3645-nucleotide messenger RNA. It is a transcript of the gene mtmr9, whose product is annotated as myotubularin related protein 9. Gene Ontology annotation, cellular component: cytoplasm. Bases 182 to 1831 code for a protein of 549 amino acids. The record is from RefSeq and is a predicted model, not a curated record. Lineage: Eukaryota; Metazoa; Chordata; Actinopteri; Pleuronectiformes; Cynoglossidae. The transcript is spliced from 12 exons. Gene Ontology annotation, molecular function: protein phosphatase binding. Gene Ontology annotation, biological process: negative regulation of autophagy; phosphatidylinositol dephosphorylation.